Messenger RNA from Solanum stenotomum, 3177 nucleotides. RefSeq names its product DNA (cytosine-5)-methyltransferase CMT3-like. Gene Ontology annotation, cellular component: nucleus. The record is from RefSeq and is a predicted model, not a curated record. Gene Ontology annotation, molecular function: chromatin binding; methyltransferase activity. The coding region runs from base 101 to 2902 and encodes 933 amino acids. NCBI's taxonomy places the organism in Eukaryota, Viridiplantae, Streptophyta, Magnoliopsida, Solanales, Solanaceae. The transcript has 20 exons.
CUCCUAUAUUCCCUCAUCCUCCCGCCACUGUACACACUGUACGGACGCCGCCGCCGCCGCCGCCGCCGCGACCUACUACUGCAUCUCUUCAGAUAUCCCAAUGCCUAGCAAACGGAAAUCUUCUCCGGCAACAAAGCCAGAGUCUUCAUCCGGCAGCAGGAAGUCGAAGAGACUUGUAGUUGAAAGGCCAGAUCCAGUAGUAGCUCAACCAGCUGAUUCCGAUUUUGAACAGGAACCUGUUUUAUCAUCAACGAAGAAAUCCACGAGACGAACAACAGCUGAAAGUUCAGUGGUAGCUUGUCAAUCGGAAAGCAAUAACAAGAAGUUGAAGAAGCUAGCUGUAGAAAAGGUAGAAUCUGGCGUAGCUUCACCAGCUGAUAGCGAUUUCGUAUCUGAGUCUAAUUCAGCGACGCCGAGCAAGAAAUCCACGAGGCAAGCUGCAGUAAAGGUGGAACCUUUGGUGGAUUCUGUAGCUGAGAGUGAUUUUGUGGAGGAGGAAGAUGUAGAUGGAAUGGAGCUAGGGAGUCUGAAGAAGAGCUUGUCGAUUUCACCUUCAAAAAGGAAGCCUAUGAGAGCUGAGAAAGUGAAAGAUGAAGAGUGUGCACUUGCCGGUGACCCUGUUCCGGAUGCAGAAGCUAGAUUGAAGUGGCCUCAUCGCUAUAACAAGGGGAAAUCAAAUGGUACCAAGAGCUUAAAUGGUCAAGAUGAUCCGGACCAGUUAAUUCAAGCUAAGUGCCAUUUUAGUCGAGCGGAUGUUGAUGGUCAGAUUUAUUAUCUCGAGGAUGAUGCACAUGUGAAGGCUGCUGAUGGCGAGGAUGAUUACAUUUGCAAGAUUGUCGAAUUCUUUGAAGCAGUUGAUGGCAUGCAGUAUUUUACAGCUCAGUGGUUUUAUAGAGCUAAGGAUACUGUUAUUAAAAGCCACGAUCAGUUCAUUGACAAUAAACGUGUAUUCCUUUCUGAAAUCAAGGAUGACAACCCUCUUGAUUGCCUUGUGACCAAACUAAAGAUUGUUCCUGUGCCCUCAAAUGCAACUUCACAGUUCAAGGAAAAUGUAAAAUCAAAUUGUGAUUUCUACUAUGACAUGAAGUACUUGCUUCCAUACUCUUCCUUCAUUAGCUUGCCUCCUGAUACUACAAGUCCAGUUAGUUCAUCUUCUACUAUAUCAAGUGACAUUGAUGCUGGUGAAGUCAAAGAACACAAUCUGGAAAAGAAGCUAUUGGAUCUAUAUUCAGGAUGUGGAGCAAUGUCCACAGGGUUAUGCUUGGGUGCCAAUAGCAAAGGCGUUAAACUUGUUACUAAAUGGGCUGUUGACCUUAACAAACAUGCAUGUGACAGUUUGAGAUUGAACCACCCAGAGACUCAGGUGAGGAAUGAGUAUGCCAGUGACUUCCUAUCACUUCUAAAGGAGUGGGUGCAGCUUUGUGUCUCUUGUUCCUUGGUAAAAAGCAGUGUUCCUCCACACCCUCAUUUGAAAGUAACAGAUGAAGUUGAAGAAGAUGAAGAAAAUGAUGAUGAAGGUGAUGAUUCUGGUGAUGAUAAAGAAGGUGAAAUAUUUGAGGUCGAAGAACUAUUAGAAGUUUGUUACGGAGAUCCUAAAGAAAAUAACAAACCUGGACUUUACUUCAAGGUCCGCUGGAGAGGUUAUGGUCCAGAGGAAGACACCUGGGAGCCAAUAGAUGGCUUAAGUGACUGCCCGAAGAAAAUCAAAGAGUUUGUGGCAAAAGGCUUCAAAGCAAAUCUUUUGCCGUUGCCUGGUGAUGUUGAUGUUGUAUGCGGUGGACCACCUUGCCAAGGAAUCAGUGGAUUCAAUCGUUUUAGGAAUAAAGAAAAUCCGAUGCAGGAUCCUAAAAAUAAACAACUUGAUGUCUACAUGGACAUUGUGGAUUUCUUGAAACCCAAGUUUGUAUUAAUGGAGAACGUGGUGGACCUUGUCAAAUUCUCCAAUGGUUUCCUUGGGCGAUAUGCAUUGAGCAGGCUUGUUGGGAUGAACUACCAAGCACGGAUGGGAAUGAUGGCAGCUGGUGCGUAUGGUCUUCCACAAUUUCGUAUGCGUGUCUUCAUGUUUGGUGCUCUUUCAUCGGAGAAGUUGCCACAAUAUCCAUUGCCCACACAUAAAGUUAUUGUGAGGGGUGUUAUUCCCGUAGAAUUUGAGUCAAACACAGUUGCGUAUGAUUCAGGCCAGGAUCUUGAGUUAAAGAAAGAGCUCUUUCUUGGUGACGCACUUUCUGAUCUCCCUUUGGUGGAGAACAAUGAGCCAAGAGAUGAAAUGCCUUACACUGAUGAGCCCAAAUCUGAUUUCCAGCAUUUUAUAAGAAUGGGGAGGGAUGGGUUGCCGGGAAGCGUACUAUAUGAUCAUCGUCCUCUUCAGUUGAAUGAAGAUGAUCAUCAGCGUGUAUGUCAAAUUCCCAAGCGGAAGGGUGCAAACUUCAGGGACUUGCCUGGAGUUCGUGUUCGGCCAGAUAAUAAAGUUGAAUGGGACCCAGAUGUGGAGAGAGUAAAGCUACCUUCUGGAAAGCCUUUGGUCCCCGACUAUGCUAUGAGCUUCGUUGGUGGUAGUUCCUCAAAACCGUUUGGUCGUUUGUGGUGGGAUGAAACUGUCCCAACAGUUGUGACGAGAGCUGAACCCCAUAAUCAGACCAUAGUACAUCCACUACAAGAUAGAGUGCUCACAAUUCGUGAAAAUGCAAGGCUCCAAGGUUUUCCUGACUACUACAAGUUGAUAGGUCCAAUAAAAGAAAGGUACAUGCAAGUAGGUAAUGCAGUUGCAGUUCCAGUUGCCCGAGCAUUGGGCUAUUCUUUGGCCAUGUCAAUAAAGGGAUUAUCAGGAGAAACACCAUUGUUCACCUUGCCAAAAAAUUUCCCAUCUCACGAGGAACAGAAUUGUAAUGAAGUGUCCCAAUAAUUUAAGCUUAAUUAAUUGCGAUUACUGAAUGGUUUUUCUCCCUUUGUAUGGGGGAUGAUUAUUUUUAGGAUCUUAGUUUUAUUGAUUAAUUUGCCUCCAGACAUUGUUUCACAAUACAAUCAUGCCAAUGUUGAAGUUGGUGAAAGGCGUGAGUUAAUGUAAUAGCAAAUUGAACAUGUCUUGUCCUAUUCUAGUUCCCAGAAAAUGUAUUUUGAGCAUUCAAUUCCAUGAAACAUUUCAAGUUGUAAACUGUGAGGAAACAUGUAGACACAUUA